Notothenia coriiceps (black rockcod) is the source of this 1811-nucleotide messenger RNA. RefSeq names its product carbonic anhydrase XVb (gene ca15b). The record is from RefSeq and is a predicted model, not a curated record. Gene Ontology annotation, molecular function: zinc ion binding; carbonate dehydratase activity. The transcript is spliced from 9 exons. Gene Ontology annotation, cellular component: plasma membrane. Lineage: Eukaryota; Metazoa; Chordata; Actinopteri; Perciformes; Nototheniidae. The coding region runs from base 35 to 970 and encodes 311 amino acids.
UUUGCACUGAGAGAAGAAGAGGAGCUGCGUGAAGAUGAACUGGCUUUUAUCCCUCGCUGCUGUAUGCGUCCUCGUCCCCAGCGUCCACUGUGCCACAGGGACAGGCUGGUGUUACCAUGAUGCAAGUUGCAGUGACACAAAAUGGCCCACCCUCUUUCCUUCUUAUUGCGCUGGGAGUCGACAGUCACCGAUUAACAUCGUCCCAGCAUCUGCCACAGCUGACUCCAACCUCACUGCAUUUACAUUCCUCAACUACAACAGCGACUCUGCCCUGAAAAAGAUCGAAAACACUGGAAGGACAGUCAAAGUCACCCUCGCCAGCGGGAUUAAGAUUUCCGGAGGGGGUCUGCCCGAUCCCUACGACAGCCUGCAGUUCCACUUGCACUGGGGAAAUGGCUCCUCUGUCCCCGGCUCUGAGCACACUGUGGACGGCAAAAGAUAUCCCAUGGAGUUACACAUUGUCAACAGCAAAGCAACCUAUAAUGGUGACACAGCUCUAGCUGUGAAAGACUCAACAGGACUUGCUGCUCUUGGAUUCUUCAUUGAAGAAAUGUCAGGUGAUGCCACUGGGCAACCUGCAAAAUGGAACUUGUUGAGCUCCUACCUGUCAAAAAUUGUAAACAUUGGAAACAAGACCACAGUGGCAUCAGGAAUUUCACUGGAUGAUCUCCUGGAAGGGGUGGAUCGCACCAAAUACUACCGCUACCUCGGCUCCUUGACCACACCCACCUGCAAUGAAGCCGUGGUUUGGACUGUGUUUAAGGACACGAUCAAAGUCAGCAAAGAUUUGAUUGACAAGUUCAGCACAACCGUACACAUCGCUGACAACUCAUCAGCGCUUAUGGUCAAUGUCUUCAGAAGCAUCCAGCCAGCGCAAUCUGUCACAACCCAGUCCUCCUGCUCCACCUCCGGAUACUCUCUGGGGCUAAUGGCCCUGAGUCUUGUUCUGGGAGGGUUUAGAGCCAUUUAAGGCUGUGUCUCAGCACUAAAUGGUUUGAUGGUAAACCUGUUUGCAUGAUUUCUUACUUGAGAUUGUUUUAAUGGCUAAUUUUGUAACCUGUUUCACUUUCAUGUUGUCCUCAUCCAGGUUGAUAGACAGUAUCAGGCCAGAUACUGUCAGCAUAGGAGAUGUUGCAAAGCUGAACACUCAAAAAUGAAACUGGUUCUGCUUGCUUUUAAUGAGUGUCAUGAGGAUUUAGGCAUAAUUAAAAUCAUUAAUAUUUAUCACCAUUGUAUACCUUACAUUGUUUAGCUCUGUGUUGCACUACUUGCACAUGUGACAAAACUGUUAGCUAUUUUAAAAUGGUAUUUUUUGUAACCUAGUUAUUGCUUUGAUAGUUGUGGGACAAAUGUACAUCAAAAUGGUUUAAAUGAAUGUUGGGAAAACCAUCCCAGUUGUUGCACUUAGACUCAACUUUAGCAAGAAACUUCAGAGGUCUCUUGAGUGUUCUUAUCCUUUUCAAGUUUAACAAACAUGAAAGCCCUAUUGUUUAAGUAUACUAUGUUACUUCAUAACUCACACUAAUGUCGCAUUACUUCACUGGUCACAUUAUCAAAAGACCUGAGCCACUUACAGCUACUCUUAUCACAAGGCAAUAUUGAUUCUCCUCUGCAAACUUCCUUGAUACACAUUGAUAUGCCUCAAACUAAAGAUGAAGACAUGUUGUAAAUAUAUUGCAUUCCCUGUUAAGGCAGAUUAUGAAGGUCUUUGAAAUAACCAGUGUACAAGUUUUUAAUGUCUGUGAAGUAAGAGCUUGAGUAUCCUGUUAAAGCAAGAAUUUGUCAUAUUUAAAAUAAAGGUAUUAAGUAAA